Molecule: messenger RNA, 1902 nt
Organism: Akanthomyces muscarius
Lineage: Eukaryota; Fungi; Ascomycota; Sordariomycetes; Hypocreales; Cordycipitaceae
Exons: 5
Coding region: 1-1902 (633 amino acids)
Biological process (GO): translation
Molecular function (GO): GTP binding; GTPase activity
Source: RefSeq, a predicted model, not a curated record
AUGGCCUCGUUUGAAGACGACGAUUUUUAUGACCCUCAUGAGGAUGACUACGAAGGGGAGGAAGACGAUGGCAUGAGCCCUGAGGAUAGGGUCGCCAUGGCUACCGCCACUGAGGAAGUGAAAAAGGCACUGGGGGAAGAUGCCAGCAAGGUGUCUGUAGCACAAAUACAGGAAGCUCUCUGGCACUAUUAUUACGAUGUGGAAAAGUCGGUGAGCUAUCUCCAAAAGACUUUUAUUUCACCAACACCAAAGCCUACUCCAAAGAAGGCGGCACCUGAAGCCGAGCCAGUUGCUCUAUCAAGCAGCAAUCUAGAUGAGCCAAUGCAUGGCAUGGAAGCCCAAGUCGAUGCAGUUGGCCAGCGCCCUACGCCGUCCGCGUUUGCGCAAACUUUAGUUGGGUCUGCUCCAGGGGGGGGCCAAAAGCAGAAGCAAGAUGUCUUUGCCAUGACAUAUGCAUCAUCGCCGACAUACCUCGCGUCUGCUUUCUCGGAGCCCAGUCCAGAUGACAUUGUGCUCGCUGCGCAGGCGAAAGCGGGCAAAAAGGUCACACCUGCUGCCAAAACAGCGCCUAAGAAGAAGGCGGAUGGUACAGCAAAAGCUGAUACGAAGACGGACGACGUUGCGAAAAAGGUCGCCGGCCUGAAAGUCAUUGACGUGCCGCCUCCCAAAACGAAAGGCUUUGUCGUUGUCGGUCAUGUCGACGCCGGCAAGAGCACACUGAUGGGUCGUCUGCUUGUAGACUUGAAAUACGUUGACCAAAGAACCGUCGACAAAUACAAGAGAGAAGCCGAGAAGAGUGGCAAACAGUCGUUUGCUCUGGCCUGGGUCAUGGACCAGCGCAGUGAAGAGCGCGAUCGCGGUGUCACCAUUGACAUUGCCACCAACUAUUUCGAAACCGACAAGACAAAAUAUACCAUUCUCGAUGCACCCGGCCACCGCGACUUUGUGCCCAAUAUGAUUGCUGGCGCGAGUCAAGCAGACUUUGCUAUUCUGGUCAUUGACGCAAAUACUGGCGCCUACGAGAAAGGGCUCAAGGGCCAAACUCGCGAGCAUAUUUUGCUUUUGCGAAGUCUUGGUCUGCAGCGCGUUAUUGUGGCCGUCAACAAAUUGGACAUGGUGGGGUGGUCAAAAGACCGCUUUGAAGACAUUACUCAGGAGGUAACCGGCUUUUUGACCGGCCUGGGCUUCCACGACAAGAAUGUCGACUUUGUCCCUAUUUCCGGAUUGGAUGGUGAGAACAUUGUCAAGAAAAUCACUGCCCCUGCGGCCUCUUGGUAUGAAGGCGGCACUUUGCUUGAUGCUUUGGAGACAUCGGAACCAACGACAGUUCGAGCGCUAAAGAAGCCGUUCCGGAUGGCCAUCUCUGAGAUUUUUCGCUCCCAGCAGCAGGGCACAACAACCUUGGCUGGUCGCAUCGAUUCCGGUACUAUCCAGAUUGGCGACUCGCUCGCGGUGCAGCCCAGUGGAGAGACGGCCUAUAUCAAAUCCAUCAUGGUCGACACGGACGCACAAGAUUGGGCUGUUGCGGGACAAAACGUCAGUAUCGCGCUCACGGAUAUUGAUCCCAUUCACAUCCGCGUGGGAGACAUUCUGUGCCUCGCAGCUAACCCCAUCCCGUGCGGCGACACUUUUACAAUGAAGGCCAUGGCCUUUGAGCAUUUGAUGCCCAUGCCUGUGGAUCUCCACCGCGGCCGCCUGCAUACUCCCGGUCAACUCCAGAGUAUCACUGCUUCGCUGGACAAGGCCACGGGAGAUAUCAUCAAGAAGAAACCCAAGGUGAUCCAGCCGGGCGGAGUUGCCAGAGUCGUGGUCAAGCUCAAUGAGAAGGUCCCAUUGGAGGCAGGACAGAGAGUGGUUAUCAGAGCUGGUGGCGAGACGAUUGCUGCCGGCCUACUAGAAUAA